Acomys russatus (golden spiny mouse) is the source of this 1605-nucleotide messenger RNA. RefSeq names its product proline rich and Gla domain 3 (gene Prrg3). Gene Ontology annotation, cellular component: extracellular region. The record is from RefSeq and is a predicted model, not a curated record. The transcript has 4 exons. Bases 314 to 1009 code for a protein of 231 amino acids. Lineage: Eukaryota; Metazoa; Chordata; Mammalia; Rodentia; Muridae. Gene Ontology annotation, molecular function: calcium ion binding.
CUUGGUGCGCGCCACCGCCCCUCGGCCCAGCUAGCUGGCCUUCCCUACCUAAGCCCUUGGCUGGUUCAGCCGGCCCCACCCCUUCUUCCCCUCCUGGCCCGGAGGCCUGGUGCGCGGUGCAGCGCUACGAUCGCGGCCUGGCUAUCGGGGCAAGGCGGUUUUGGCGCUGGAGGGUGGCACUCCAGACGCCGGGCGCGAGGCCAGAGCUGGCUCGACAGGGUGCGGGGGGGAGGGUCCGGAGGAGCCCCCAGAGGAGAGCAGGGGCAGGCAGGGGGUGCCAAGGCAAGUGAUACCCUGGAGCAGAAGGAGCAUCAUGGCUGUGUUUCUGGAAGCCAAGAAUGCCCAUGCAGUCCUGAAACGGUUCCCUCGUGCCAAUGAGUUCCUGGAGGAGCUGCGUCAGGGCACCAUCGAGCGGGAGUGCAUGGAAGAGAUCUGCAGCUAUGAAGAAGUCAAGGAAGUAUUUGAGAACAAAGAGAAAACGAUGGAGUUUUGGAAGGGAUACCCAAAUGCAGUCUACUCAGUCCGAGAUCCCUCGCAGAGCUCAGAUGCCAUGUAUGUGGUGGUGCCCCUUCUGGGGGUAGUCUUGCUGAUUGUCAUUGCCUUGUUUAUCAUCUGGAGGUGCCAGCUGCAGAAAGCAACUCGUCACCACGCCUCCUAUGCUCAGAACCGGUACCUAGCCAGUCGCGCCGGACACAACCUCCCCCGAGUCAUGGUUUACAGGGGCACUGUGCAUAGCCAGGGAGAGUCCUCUGGGCACCGUGAGGCAGGGAAUAACCCACAGAUAGUCCUGGGGCCCAGCCGGGGAGGCAGAACCACUGUCCGGCUGGAGAGCACCCUCUACCUCCCUGAGCUCUCUCUCUCCAGAUUGUCUAGUGCUACCCCUCCCCCCUCCUAUGAGGAGGUGACUGCACCCCAGGAGGGCAGUGGUGAAGAGGCCAGUGUCUCUUACAGUGACCCUCCUCCAAAGUAUGAAGAGAUUGUGGCAGCCAGCCCCAGUGCAGACAAAUAGCUAAGCACAGGCCCCAGCCUGGAUAAAAGCCUCUGCCAGAGGUAGCCUGCUUCCUUUUGGACUUCUGAAAGACUGUGCCACCACAAAACAGCCUUAGCUUCUUUGUUGCCAAAUAAUUCCCUAACCAUGAAUUUGUAGAAAGUCAGUUGGUAGAGAUAGUUGGUGUGUGUGACCUCAAGUGUGUGUGUGUGUGUGUGUGUGUGUGUGUCGGGGUGGGGAGCAUAUAGGGCAAGUAUAUGAUCCCCCUGGGAAGAGCUACAGACUUGAGAGCCCAGGUCUUCCAGACUGCCCCCCUCCUCCACCAGCAGUCCCCACUAUCCUGCCCUCUCAGUAGGGACUGGCUUCUUUUAUGCCAAAGGAACCAUCCCAUGGUGUUGAUUAUGGCUAGAAUGGCCACAGGCUCAUCCCCUGGGCCUGUAAGGCUUACUGGGGAUCUCUACAUGUCUGAGGACCUAGGACACAGAGGUGAGGGGGGUCAAGCCAGCCCUACAGUUCCUCCUUUCUAAACAGUUCCAUACUUACUGUUCUCACUUAUAUUAUGAGGACAUAAAUAAGGAUUGAACUAGGAACAAAACACAAGUAAUAAAUAACCGUAG